AUCCAUUGUUCGGAGUACAUUUGGAGUGUAUAACAACAGAAGUCCAAUGCAUUUGUUGGGGCAACUAGUUUGGCCCAAAUCAAGCCUAGUUUAGUUCUUAAUCGGCCCGAUAAAAAGCCUGGUAUUGGGGAAAAAAAUUAGUAGCCCGUGUAUAUGGCCUGGCUUUCUUCAGGUAUGAUUAGCUAUGGAAAUCUGGCCCAUUAGUCCACUACUCUCGCAAUGCAAACCUUAGGUUUUGCUGGGCCGAUGCGAACUUCAAGUCCCACCCAGUCGACAGUCCAGCAGCAGGCUUCAUCAUUGAUUGAGCCCCCGAAUCGGAAACUUGCAACUUCCACUAUUCAAGCAGCAAAUCAACAUGUUCGGCGGCCAAACCUGUGCCUACCUAUCUCCGGUGUCUCCGUUCAUCACGUUUCACUAGCACUGUCAACUGGGACACUGCCACCAAACCCUGUGCAAGACCACCUCCAUCAGAUCCUUUUUGUUUCGUAAUCACCUCCACGAUUGAGUGCUUCGCUCUGACGUAAAACAAGUACGCCGCCUUCAAGAAACCAGUGAACCCCUGCGUUGCAGACUUGUUUGGACUUUGCUGCCGCAGGCCCUCUUGGCCUCUUGUGCUAGCUCGCGUCGCCACUCGCAACGCCUCCUCGGCGAGGCCGUGCGGUCUGGACGGCGCCCGCUCGCACGCUGCGGCAGCGCCAACACGCGGUGGGCGAGCGCACGGCGCGUGAGUGCGGGUAGCCGAGCGCGCGAGCGGUAGCUCGCUUGUGCGCGCGUGACGCCAGGCAGCCCCUGCCCCGAUCGAGAGGCCAUGUGAGCGUGUCACCCAUCUGACCGGCCCCCACUCGCCACCCACGCAAGCGAAGCGAGGCGCGCAGAUCGGAGUCCCCCCGUCCCGUCCCCGUCCCUUCCACCGGGGUCCCGGAAAUCCACCCGAUCCGGAGCCGGCCGGGGGCGCUCGCGAAUGGCGGCGGAGGCAGCGGACGGGCCCUCGCCCCCGCCUCCGCGGACCGGGGAGGCGGAGGCUCCCGGGGCGCCCGAGAAGCGCGCCCCGCCGGCGGACCGCGACGAGGAGGAGCACGGCGGGGAGGAGCGGCCGGAGCCCAAGCGGCGGCGCGCGCGGGCGCGCAUCACGGCGCUCGAGAGCGUGCCCCGCGCGGCGGAAGUCGCGGCCGCUGCGGCUGCUGCCGCGGCAGCGGCGGUGGAGGCCGCGAGUAGGGAGGACGAGCCCGAGCCCGCGGGCGGCUGCGACGGGGGAGGAGAGUCCUUCUCGUUCCACGCGCGGGGCUUCUCCAGCGCGCAGACAACGCCCAAGUUCGGGUCCUUCAACCCCGGCGCCACCGCGGAGCUCGUGGCCUUCCACCUGAUGAAGGCCUCCCGGCGCCGCGCGGACCCUCCGGGGACGGAGGACGCGGGGGAUCACAGGACGGCUGCCGGCGGCGGCGACGACGAGGCGGCGGCCGAGGGCAGCGAUGGGAAUUCACGCUAGAGCGGGGUAGGCAGGCGGCAGUCAAGUGGGCGAGUGUGUGUGACUCGGUUUUGACUUGGGCGAGUAACUGCUGCCCCCCGUGUUCAUUUUGUUGAACAGCUCAUUUUCUUCUUCUUUUUUGCUAUUCCUUUUUCGCUGUUGUGUAGUAUCUGUGUAAUCUAUUGUGAUUUCAAUCUACUGGGGUCGGUGUUUUUUUUGUACAAUUAGCGAUUUGUAAUGAAAGAAAUUAGGUCUUUGUUUCAUAA
Messenger RNA from Setaria italica (foxtail millet), 1731 nucleotides. RefSeq lists its product as uncharacterized. The transcript has a single exon. The record is from RefSeq and is a predicted model, not a curated record. NCBI's taxonomy places the organism in Eukaryota, Viridiplantae, Streptophyta, Magnoliopsida, Poales, Poaceae. The coding region runs from base 962 to 1486 and encodes 174 amino acids.